AUGGAGGCUGCUCUGCCACGGCUGCGGUCAAUUGGGUCUGCCCAAAAGGGCUACACCCUUCUACGUGCUACAGCUUGUGUUUCUUGCUCUCACCGCGGCUUCUCGAGCUUGAAUCGGCCCCCGCCAAAUUAUCCAGGCCAUGUGCCUCUGACGAGGGUUGAGCGGGCUGGAAUGGCCAUUGGGGCUAGUCUGUGGUCCUUUUUCGACCCGUAUCGUCAUGACCUCAUCGCUGCCACAGGUGAGGCCACCGCAACCCCAUACUUCAUCUACCGCCUCCGCGACGCCAUGCUCGCCGACCCGACCGGCCGCCGCAUCCUCCGCGCCCGCCCCCGCAUCUCGUCCAAGACCCUCUCCCUCCCUGCCCUGCGCGCCCUCCCCGAGAACACCGUCGGCCGCGCCUACGUCGGAUGGCUCGACCGCGAGGGCGUGUCGCCCGACACCCGCUCCGCGGUGCGAUACAUUGACGACGAGGAGUGCGCGUACGUCAUGCAGCGGUACCGCGAGUGUCACGAUUUCUACCAUGCUCUCACGGGCUUGCCGAUCGUGAGGGAGGGUGAAGUUGCGCUCAAGGCGUUUGAAUUCGCAAACACGCUCCUCCCCAUGACGGGGCUGAGCAUCUUUGCAGCGGCGACCAUGAAGCGCAGCGAGAGGCAGCGCUUCGCGAGCAUCUACCUCCCCUGGGCGAUCAAGAACGGUGCCAGGGCCAAGGAGGUGAUCAACGUGUUUUGGGAGGAGAGGCUGGAGGAUGACGUGGAUGAGCUGCGGAGGGAGCUGGGGAUCGAGAGGCCGCCGGACAUGAGGAGUAUUCGCAAGAGGGAGAGGGAGGAGAAGAAGAGGUUGAAGGAGCUGAGAGAGGGGGGGUUUUGA
This is a messenger RNA of Fusarium keratoplasticum, 867 nucleotides long. Its product is annotated as Ubiquinone biosynthesis protein COQ4, mitochondrial. Bases 1 to 867 code for a protein of 288 amino acids. The transcript is spliced from 2 exons. The record is from RefSeq and is a predicted model, not a curated record. Gene Ontology annotation, biological process: ubiquinone biosynthetic process. Lineage: Eukaryota; Fungi; Ascomycota; Sordariomycetes; Hypocreales; Nectriaceae. Gene Ontology annotation, cellular component: mitochondrion; mitochondrial inner membrane.